AUGGCUGUCCCUGACCUUGUGUAUGAUGAGGAGCUCUUCCCCAGUGGUCUUCGCAGUGUUUUAGAGCGUCUCACAAUCACUUCUGAUAAGCGGGACUGUACGCAAGAAUGGGUUGGUUGCUUUACAGCCAAUGCGGUUAUCUUGAGGAAUGGCAAAACGUCUACUGGCCGGGAUGAAAUUACAGAAAUGAUCGAAAGAUCAUGGGACAAUGUCGAAUGGCGAAACCACAAGCCCCGGAAGAUCUAUGCUCUUGGCAAAGGAACCCACGAUGUCUUUGUUAGAGGGUCAACUGAAUAUCAAUUCCAAGACGGCCGUUUUCAUGAGGGACAGUGGGGCGCUGAAAUCUCCUUUGUGGAGGUAAAUGGAGAAUGGAAGAUCCAGGCGUACACGGUGGUGUUUGUGUAA
Molecule: messenger RNA, 405 nt
Organism: Penicillium nucicola
Lineage: Eukaryota; Fungi; Ascomycota; Eurotiomycetes; Eurotiales; Aspergillaceae
Exons: 2
Coding region: 1-405 (134 amino acids)
Source: RefSeq, a predicted model, not a curated record